GGACAACCUUUUCCUGCCAAUCAAUCCAGUUUUCCGGUUUUCGUCGCUGUCGGCGGGCAGUGUUCAUGGAGGUCCCAUAUGUUGCUUUCUUUCUCGCGACCCUCCUCGCUCUACAUGGCCUGCGUAAGAAGAGCCUCUCACCCAGCGGGGCUGCUACUGCGUUCCUCGUAGGCACGCUCAUGAUGUCAGGGAAUUCCAAGGUGUUUGGGGUAGCGCUUAUAUUCUUUUACUUGGUGGGUAGUCGGGCGACGAGGUAUGGCAAGCAAAGAAAAGCAAAACUUGAGGAUGGGUACACCGAAGGCGGGGAAAGGACUGGCUGGCAAGUCCUGAGUAACUCAUGCGGGGCGCUAGUGUGUUGCAUGGUGUGGAACGCGGUGUAUAGCCCGGAGAGUGUGCAUCACAUUCUUCUUCCCCUCUCCUCACUUCCCCCGCCGGAGAACUUGGUCGAGCCUGGUACACUAAGCCGCCAGUUGGUGUUUGGCGCCCUGGGUCACUUUGGGUGCUGUUUGGGAGACACGCUAGCGAGCGAGCUAGGUAUUCUAGAUGGGAAGGGACCGUGGCUGGUGACGACGGGUAAGAAGGUCCCGCCUGGAACGAAUGGUGGCAUGAGCGUGGGUGGGACGGUAGCAAGCGUGGUCGGUGGAGCCGGCGUUGGGGCUGUCAUGACAAUAUGGGGUGGGGUGGAGGUGCUAUGGUGGGGCGCACUUGCAGGUGGGCUGGGCAGUUUGGUGGAUUCUGUGUUGGGCGCGACGGUUCAGGAGACAAGGUGGGAGGAGCAGACCGGUAUCGUCGGGAGGGGGAAGAGAAUCAAUGGCUGGGAUUUGCUGUCGAACAAUCAGGUCAAUGUAGUAUCGAGUUUGAUUACGACUGCGUGGAUGUCACGCAUGUAGAGAACAGGUAGCUUGACGUUCGCUCAGUUUCACGAUUAUUGACAAUGGACUUCUUUAUAGCCCUGA
Messenger RNA from Desarmillaria tabescens, 956 nucleotides. Its product is annotated as integral membrane protein DUF92-domain-containing protein. Bases 66 to 890 code for a protein of 274 amino acids. Gene Ontology annotation, cellular component: membrane. The record is from RefSeq and is a predicted model, not a curated record. Lineage: Eukaryota; Fungi; Basidiomycota; Agaricomycetes; Agaricales; Physalacriaceae. The transcript is spliced from 3 exons.